Molecule: messenger RNA, 2616 nt
Organism: Mizuhopecten yessoensis (Yesso scallop)
Lineage: Eukaryota; Metazoa; Mollusca; Bivalvia; Pectinida; Pectinidae
Exons: 10
Coding region: 10-981 (323 amino acids)
Source: RefSeq, a predicted model, not a curated record
CUUUUGAAAAUGGCGAACGUUUCCUCGUCUGAUUUGUUGUGGGAUCAUGCAGGCGAGGAUUUAGAGGACAAUCCCUUGAUAAAUACCUAUAGCACCGAUACUCCGGCUAGACAAAGAGGCAACAGGCGUGCUGUACAUGAUAUUGAUCGUGAGGGUGUCCAAUUGUCCUAUUAUCAGACGGUGAAGCUGCUGGAAAAUCUGGAGGAAAGCAGUGAAACUCUUAAACAGUACCUGGAAGAUCUCAACGAAUCAUCACAGGAGAAUGACAGGGAUACCACAACUAUCAACAGCUCUAUGAGACAGAGAUUUUGCCAGAAAUGUCUGCGAGCGCUUCAACAAAUCACAGGAACAAAGACCAUUAUCUUUACCCUGCUCUUACAGGGAAUAAAUCUACUAAUCCAGACCAUCAUCGACAUCUGGUCAAAGAAAGAUGAUGACAAUGCUAUUGUGGUGAGUUGUGUCACCAUGAUAGUUUUACAGCUUGUCAAUCUCAUCCUCAUCAUGUUUAGUUCAGUCAAGUUGGCACAGCAACUGGUGGGACGGAAAGUCAACGGCAUCUUAAUGGUCCAGUCCUACUUUGCCUCCAUUUUGUUGUUUGCAGGACUGUACACUGUCACAAGUCGAUUGAAGCCUGGGUCGUGGAAGGAUAUUCGCGAGUCAGUGGAGGAGAGUCCGGGCCUCAUCAUCGCAUUAUAUACCAAAUUUUUGUAUUUCUCUGUUUCCACGGCAACUUUAUGUGGGACAGCCAGUACUUCCCCGUUCGAGUGGUACAAUUACAUAUUUGUGUCAUUACAGAUGUUGCUGAGUUUCAUGUACUUUGCCUCCAUUCUCGGCCAUGCCUUAACACCCUUUGCUGGAGAAAGUCCCAAACAAACGAGGCUGCGAGCAAUAUCGGCAGCACGACGGGAACCUGAUGCCAUAACACCCUGUAUCAGGGCCACGCCCCUACCAGCUAACUAUGGGACCAUCAAUGAUGGCUGAUUGUGAAGGGCUUGGAUUGGAUAGCCAAUCUCCUUAGAAACAAAAAGACAGAAUAACAGUAUUGUGCCAGUUCUCCGUGUACCUGUUACAGGGUGAUGUUUUGAGUUCCAUACUUAUUCUGGACAAUCAGAAAAUGGAAACAUAUUCAGAUUUGCAAAGAACAUAUUCUCACAGAAUGUUGAUUUGAGGACAGUGCCAUCAAGCUUCAGAUUCACUAGAUUUGUAGUUACGGCAAUGCAUCCAAUGUUUCAUGUAAAACAUACACCUUUCAAAUUGUUCGUUUAUGGGACUAUUUUUGUGCAGAGAUGACUUCGGGAUUCAAGGAAUCAUCUUUUUUAGAAAUAUUUGAAUUCUGUUGUGGUACAUGAAUUAUUUUAUACACAUUACAAACAAAACAGGAACCAGGCACAUCCAUAUUGACUUGGUGUAAUGGUGGCAUCAUAUAGACUAUCUGAUGGGUAAAUCUAAUCUCAACACCGCGGCACCAUCAAAAGUCUCACACAAUGGAACACCCAGUAAUGGUGGCAUCAUAUAGACUAUCUGAUGGGUAAAUCUAAUCUCAACACGGCGGCACAAUCAAAUGUCUCACACAAUGGAACACCCAGUAAUGGUGGCAUCAUAUAGACUAUCUGAUGGGUAAAUCUAAUCUCAACACUGCGGCACCAUCAAAUGUCUCACACAGUGGAAAACCCAGUGGAGGGAGAUCUCCCACACUGGGCUUCUUAGAGGUUGGCAACCCUGCUAUCACAGUGUGUGUGGCACAAGGUCACAGCUUGACUUCUAUUGACACAAACGCAUCAUUGAAUGCAUGGCUGCUGUAUUUGUUGUGAAAAUGAUGCAUAACAAAGAAUCAAUAAUAUUGUGACAAAUGUUAGGUUUUGUUUUUGAGAAGAAAAGUCCAUGCAUUUUCUACAGUAUAGCUGUGAGUCUGUUUCUGCCGGUGACAUCAUCCUCAGAGGGAUCCCAGCUAUUAAGCUCUAUACAAACAAGUGUUUUGGAUAAACAUAAAUUAUUGUGAUUUUGGUUUUACAUAAUUUCACUUCAAAAAAUACUCAAUGCAAGAUUCCUCAAUUUGGAAAUAUUUUUAGAGCAAAGUUUUUACUUUAUACACAAACAAUGAACAUAUUAAACGUACACAAAAGUUCAAGACUGACUGGUCUCUUUGUCAAGCUAUGACUGAGUGAGUGAUUUGCCGAGUCAUAGCUUGACAAAAUGUUAAAGGGACCAGUCGGUUUUGAAAUGUUGCGACAAGUUUAAUAUCUUCAUUGUUUCUAUUCUAUAUAUAUUCUAUACAUAUUUCUAAUCACUUGUUUUAAGUCCUUUAACCUUAAAUUAUCUUUGAUAAUUUCUAUAUUUGACAUUGAUGAUUUGAUUCAUUUCUCAUAAAUGGACAACGAAAUCCAAUGUUAAUUGUGACUUGAUCUGUAUAUCAUUGUCAGUUCCCUGUAAACUUCGACAUUGUAUCUAACAUUGUGGUGAUUUGAUAAUUGUAUAUUUUUAGCUCACCUGCCCCAAGAGCAAGUGAGCUAAUGCCUUGGCGCGUCGUCUGUCUGGCGUCGGUAUUUUACUUUUAACAACUUCUUUUCAAUAACCAAAAAGCCUAGGGUGAUGAUAUUUGGCCAGUAGUAUGCUGGG